AUGAGUCCCCGUCGUAAUCCCAAGCGUAAUGCCCGCGAAGCUUUUAAUAAGGAUACAGACGUUGAAAAAAGCAUCGUGAGUGGAAUGAACGAGGGCCAUGGGAAGGCACAAAAGCCCGAUGAAAGCGAGCAAGAAAACAUAGUACCACCCUCAAGAGCAACGAAGAAGCGACGCGUCAAGGAGGUAGGCAGCGUGGAUAUGCAGGCCGAAUCUUCAUCUGCCAUAAUCACGGCAAAUGAUACUGCACCUGAAAAGCCUUGUGAUAUAGAGUUGCCUAGGGCACAGCUGGGCUCAAUGCCCGACGAACUCUUGUGCGAAAUUUUCAGUUACACUCUGCCGCUUGACCUCCUUCAGUUAUCACACACGUGCAAGAGCUUUCGCUCAUUCCUUAUGCACACUUCGGCUCGUUUUAUCUGGAAGAGCGCGCGGUUAAAUGUCCCUGUACCCGGACUCCCAGAUUGCCCAGAGGACUUGAACGAAGCACAAUACGCAGCUCUUGUAUUCGCACCCAAUUGCCAGUUUUGCUUCAAGAAACCAGUCAACCGUAACUUCGGGGAGUAUGUUACGUCAAAUAUCAUGACAGACUUUUAUGCUCGAAUUAAGAGUUGCAUACCUUGUUUGCGCAACAAGAAAAUAUUCUUCCCCUGGAAGAGAGGCCAAGGACCGUGGUGGAAUGGGCCUUAUCCUAGAACGAUGGCGCCGUAUCUGCCCUUUGUCGCCGCCCCCAAGGGUACAUAUAACGCUAGGAUAACCUAUAAGAUUCUACACCUUCCGACCAACGAUGCUUGGGCGGAAGAGUACAGAAACGCGAAGUCAAAGGCAAAAUGGGUCGAAGAUAAGACCCGAGCCCGGAAACUUGCCUAUGUGCAUUCUGAGCGUUGCAAAGUCUUUAUGGUGGAAUGGAAUAAACAUUUAGUAAAUGAAAGAAAGGCAGUCGUCGCCAAGUAUGUUGAAUCUCUGGGUUGGGAGGAGGAGUUCUUGAAGAACUGGAACCCAAAAUUGCUCAUACAAAACGACCCCGAGCUGCAGAUAAUAUUUCAAGUCGAUAUAUCCCAAGAAUGGCUCGACAAUACUCGUGAUUGGUUCAACCUCAGGAUGAGCAAAUUGAAGAUCGAACGACUCGACCAAGAACGCGAGAAUAGGGUCAUCAAGGCCUACAUAGUUCUUGACGAUGUACUCAAGAACUUUGCGCUGGACCUCCCUCCCAAUGCCCUCGUCCCUCAAGUACCCGACAUUAUUGGAUAUCCAGCCAUCCAGGAUAUAAUUCAUGAAAACCAAUUCAACGACAAUUUAUCGGCCAAGGACUUUGAACCGUUACGGUCAGUCUUUCCCAGUAUUGUGGCUCAAUCUCUACAGGAGAGAGAAGAGAAACUACUUGCAAUAAUUGCGAAAGAACUGGGGGAGGGCAUGUUUGAUCCAAAAACCAUACUGCAUCUUGCUACUACUACUUUCCAUUGCGAAAUUUGUCAUGAGGACAUAUUGCAAUAUCCCCGUGUCCUUGUUCACAGGCAUGCCUACGAAUGUCGCCAUCCCCUCCAGAGGAAGUUUGGUACUGACCACAUAGACGAGGUGAUAUUACAAAACAGUGUUUAUCGUAUCUUCAGCUGGGGAAAAUCCGGAAGCAUCACAUUCCGGAAAGAAGAUGUCAAUACGAUGUCAGAGACUCUGAAAAUGCUGGGAUAUGAUCCCAAGACUACGACCCGAGCGGAAAUGGAUGCUGCAGACCCCAUUCUUGAAUGUGAAGGGUGUAUAACAACAUGCUUGAGGUCAUCUAAUGUAGGGUAUCAACGUAUGAUGAGAUGGUCUGCUGUUGCGACGCAUGGUGAUCCUAGAAGCACAUACCACUGCCGUUUCUCUUCAGCAAGAAAAAAUCCAAUGAAGUUAGCGAAAGUUGACGAGGAAACGGCGAAGACAGUACGAUCCAAAUUACUGCAGGCCAUCAACAAAUUUGACAACCCUCAUAAUGCCCUCACCUAUGGUUACCUUAUGUGCUCGCGCUGCAGGAAGUGGGGAGACAUGGUGACCUUGUCCACCCACCUCAAAGAUGUACACAUGAUCGACAGUCCGACAGAGGAUGACAUAGUACUCCGCCUUGACGGUGACGCGCCUCAAAUUUGUAACAUGACCGUCGACCUCAGCGAUUGA
Molecule: messenger RNA, 2145 nt
Organism: Psilocybe cubensis
Lineage: Eukaryota; Fungi; Basidiomycota; Agaricomycetes; Agaricales; Agrocybaceae
Exons: 11
Coding region: 1-2145 (714 amino acids)
Molecular function (GO): protein binding
Source: RefSeq, a predicted model, not a curated record